UUAAAUCCAAGCAAAGUACUCAGCAGGCUCCCCUGAGAUAUCCCCUCCCCCUUCCCUGUUUCUCUCCUCCUACUACUAUUAGGUAGAUCGCUUGAUUCCUGAAUCAAUGAAGGGCAAGUUGGGGUUGGGUUUGGUAGGGUUUUAUAUCACUCCUAGUACCUUCUCGCCCACCGCUCUCUCUCUCUCCUCCCCUUCGUCUUCGUCUUCGUCGUCGUCGUCGUCGUCGUCGUCGUGUUGAUCGAUGGGUGGGAAGAAGCGAAACACUCAACAACGCGUCCCGCGGGGAAAUCCCGAUCCCGAUGCGGUGGCGGCGGAGGUGAAGGGGGAGUGCCAGCGGGCGAUGGCGUCGCUGCGGCGCGGGAGCUACGCGAGGGCGGUGCACGUGAUGAACGAGGCGUGCGCCAAGUACGGGGAGGCGUCGGCGCUCCUCCACCGCGUGCGCGGCAACGUCCACGUGAAGGCGGCGGCGUUCGUCGACGACCCCGCCGUGAAGCCGGCGCUGGCGAUCGCCGAGCCGGUCGACCCCUCGCGCGACUCGCUCCAGGACGAGGGCCAGCUGAAGGUGUCGACCCCGGAGGCCCGGAUCGCCCACGUGCAGCAGGAGCUCCGCGCCCUCAUCCAGAAGUCCAACAUCGCCUCCAUCUCCACCUGGAUGAAGAGCCUCGGCAACGGCGACGAGAACUUCCGCCUCGUCCCGAUGCGCCGCCUCCCCGAGGAGCCCAUCGAGGUCCGCGUCGUCCCCGCCGCCUCCGGCUCCCCCCGCCGCGCCAACGAGAUCAAGAAGGCCGCCAAGACCCCCGAGGAGCGCCGCAAGGAGAUCGAGACCCAUCUCGCCGUCCAGCGAUGCGCCCGCCUCAUCCAGCAGCAGUCCUCCUCCUCCUCCUCCGCCGCCGACCCCGCGUCGCCGCAGCACGAGGAUGACGCCGCUCGCCGCGGCAGCCGCGACGCCCCGGCUUCGUCGUCGGGAUCCAGUCGGCCCGAGCGCCGGAAGCAGGGUUCGAGAAAGCACGCGCCCUCGGGGCCGUCGUGGGACCGGAUCAAUCAGGUCCGCGCCUACUGGGACUCCAUGAGCGACGAGAGGCGGCUCGCCUUCCUCACGGUGAGCGUCUCGGAUCUCAAGGCGCACUACGCCUCCGGAAAAUCCAAGGACAGCACCGCGUCGGGCUCCCUUUCUGACGCUCUGUCCUUCGCCGAGGCUAACAGGACGUGGCAGUUCUGGGUCUGCUUCUGCUGCGGCGAAAAGUUCGCCGGCAGUGAGUCUCACCUGCGUCACGUUCUGCACGAGCACGUGGGCAUCCUCCCGCCGAAGCUGCAGUCCGUGCUGCCCCAAGAAAUCGACGGUAGCUGGGCGGAGAUGCUCCUCAACGGGAGUUGGAAGCCUAUCGAUGCCGCUGCUGCCAUCAAGAUUCUCGAAGAGGAGCAGAUAAAGCUUGCCGUAAAGGAUAAGGACUCCAGAUCGGAUUACUGGAGUGCUCGAGAGAACUCCGACUCUUCUGCUUCUCCCCACGAGGAAGAGCCAAAGGAGAGCGAGUUUGCUGCGGAUAGCAGGGAGAAUGGCACAAUUGAUUGCAACGAUGUCCCUCGUAGUUGGCCGCUGUCUGAUGAUGGUGAGCAAGCUAAGCUGUUGGAGAAGAUUCACGAGAUGUUUAAGUUGCUUGUGAAGCAUAAGAGUCUCUCGGUCAGCCACCUGAACAAGGUGAUACAGUUCGCAAUAGAAGAGAUUCAUUCGUUACAAUCUGGCUCGCUGCUCCUGAACCAUGCGCUCGACCAGUCCCCUCUCUGCAUUUGCUUCUUGGGCGCUUCGCGCUUGCAUAAGAUUUUCAAAUUCCUGCAGGAGCUCUGGCAGUCUUGUGGGUCAGGGAGGUAUCCAGAGAACAACGGUGCUUCUGGUGAUGGAAGUAGCGACAAACAGAAAUUAGAAGAGAUUGAUCUGACUCUUGAUUCAUCUACUCUUCUUCUGGACAGUCGUUUGUUCAGCAGAAAGAUUGCUUCUGGAGAUGCUGAUAGUCUUGGUGCAGACAGAAGCCUUGAUACCGAACCAGAUUGGGGUCAGCUGUUCUCAUGGUUUUUCCCCGGCCCGCCAAGCGGAGAGCAGCUUUCAGCUUGGACGCGCAUGCGAGAAGAGAAAUCGAAUCAGGGCAGCGAGAUCUUUGAGGCGCUGCAGAAAGAGUUUAACCUCUUGCUGAACGCAUGCAAGAGGAAAUGCGAGCACUUGGACUAUGAGGAAGGUCUGCAGACUGCCGAGAAACUUUGCUUUGAAGAACUCAAGCGGAGAGAGCAACCUGGCAGUAGGUUUUCAGCUCAUAGCUAUGAAGAGGUUCUCAGGAGGCGCCAGGAAGAGCUUACUCAGCUGGAGUAUGAUGGGGUGUUUGCCAGGGUGGAAGUGGAAGCCAUUGCUAGCAUUCUCAAGGAGGCGCAGGCUCUGAGUGCAUCUCAGCUUCAGUACAAUGAGACUCUAUCUGGUGUGACUUCUCGCUUCUGUGACUUGGAAUCUGGUGAAGAUGACGAAUGGAGGAUGAAUGAUUCCAUACAUCAGGCUGACAGUUGUAUAGGAAUUGCUAUUCACAGAAUAAAGGAACAAUUGUCUGUGGAGCUCAACAAGACAGAUGCUAGGAUCAUGCGGACUGUCACAGCAAUGCAACAGUUGGAACUUAAUCUUGGGACUGCUUCUACGUUUGAUUACCGGGAAGUCAUUCUGCCUCUUGUGAAGUCUUUUCUGCGAAUGCACUUGGAGGAUCUGGUGGAUAAAGAUGCUGCUGAGAAAUCUAAAGCUGCAAGAGAAGCCCUCCUUGCAGAACUUGAUUUGGAUGCUAAGAAGACUGUCAAUAAAAGGGGCGAUUCGAAGCAAUCAUAUGAGAAGUCAAAAGACAAGAAGAAGACAAGAGAAAAUAGAAAAGCUAAGGAUGUGAAGGUUUUGGCCCGUAAAGAGCAGCUCUUUCAUCAGGAUACUGCAGAACAAUCUGAUAUUCCUGCUGAUGGUGAUAACUUGAAGCCUGAGUUGACUACAACUGAUGAUUACUUGAAGCAGCAAGAAGAAGAAAUUAAACAAAGAUUAGAGCUUGAAGCAGAUGAAAGGAAGCUAGAGGAGACUUUGGAGUACCAGAGGCGGAUAGAAGAGGAGGCAAAGCAAAAACUCCUUGCAGAGCAAAGUAAGAAUGCCUCUGUAACUUCAUCAAUUAACCUACUUGGUCAACCAUGGGUGUUUGGUAAAGAUAUAAAUCUGGAUCGGCAAUCCCUCAUCCAUAAUACUAGCCCAGCUGUCUUUUUUGGUGAUUUUGGCCCUUCUGAAGCUGGUAUGCUUGGAUACAAGUCUAUAGACAGGUCUAAUAGGCCAGACCAGAUGCCAAAUUCUCAAGAUAACAGCACUAAGAAGCAUGAUGGAGUUGACACUAAUGAGAUCCAACCAUUCAGCUUGACUAACACAUUGCCAACUAAAAGGUCUUCAAAAAUGAAUGGAACUGAUCGCAUCACAUCUUCUAGCAGUUCUAGCAUCCAAAAGAUUAAGAAGACAGAUAGCCAAUCGUAUGUCAACCAUAAUCAAGGUGCACCAGGAAGGGUCCGUGAGGGUUUUGUCUCUAAUGAUCAGAAAGUGCUUGAUGGAAAUCCCCAAGCUUCCGGACAUGCAAAAGAAAAUUGGCCUGCUGUUCAGAAUGAAGUACAAUAUGCAGAUCAGACUAGUACAACUGUUCCAGUUGAUGCACAUUUUGACAAUGGUGAUCAUGAAGAAAAGUCAUUGCCACAAAUUCAUGUUGACGAGGAGGAUGAUAAAAGGUUCCAAGCAGACCUUAAAAGAGCCGUACAACAAAGCCUUGAAACAAAUGAUUACACUGGAUCCAAUAAUGAACCUACAAGCAUUUCAAAUGAGAAAGGUGUAUUUGGGACCGGCCUUCGAAAUGCCGCCGGCGAAUACAAUUGUUUUUUGAAUGUGGUUAUACAGUCACUGUGGCAUUUAAGGCGCUUCCGAGAUGAGUUUCUUAAGACAUCGUCACUUCAUAUGCAUGUUGGAGAUCCUUGUGUUGUUUGUGCUUUAUAUGACAUCUUCACUGCGUUGAGCAAAGCACCUGAGGAGGGGCAGAAAGAAGCUGUUUCACCGACUUCACUAAGGACUGCUUUGAGCAACUUGUAUCCGGAUAGCAAAUUCUUUCAGGAGGGUCAAAUGAAUGACGCAUCUGAAGUUUUGGCAGUUGUCUUUGAAUGUUUGCACAAAUCAUAUACUUCUAGCGAUUGCAAUGCUGAGUCUCAUGAUAGUAAAACUUCGGGUGUGUGGGAUUGUGCAAAUAAUACUUGUAUUGCACACUCUCUGUUUGGAAUGGACAUAUCCGAGCAGAUGAGCUGUCGCAGUUGCAGUUUGGAGUCCAGGCAACUCACAUAUACUUCAUUCUUCCACAAUGUCAAUGCAAAAUUACUUCGAGAGACAAAGAUUGAAUGUGCAGACGGUGCUUUUGAUAAGCUUUUGAAAAUUGUGGAGAUGAAACACCAAUUAGCUUGUGAUAAGGAGGAUGGUGGUUGUGGGGAACAAAAUUAUAUUCGUCACAUUAUUUCAAAUCCGCCGCAUGUUUUUAUAACUGUUUUGGGCUGGCAGAAUAGCAGGGAAAGUGCGAAUGACAUAUCUGCAACAUUGGCGGGCAUCACAACAGAAAUAGACAUCGGUGUUCUCUAUGAGGGUUUAGAACAAGGAAGCAAACAUUUCCUGGUUUCAGUGGUUUGUUACUAUGGGCAACAUUAUCACUGCUUUGCCUAUGAGCAUGAAAGGUGGGUCAUGUAUGAUGAUCAGACUGUCAAGAUGAUUGGUGGUUGGGACGAUGUACUUACUAUGUGUGAAAGGGGACAGUUACAACCUCAUGUUCUUUUCUUCGAGGCUGUCAAUUAGUUGUUUCUUGCAAUUAUAUGUGCUCUAAAGUGGUCGUCGCCACAAGUCCGUUCCCCUGCAUCAGAUCACAUUCUAAAUUGUUGCUGCAAUUGCUAUAUCGCAGCAAAUCCUUCUCUUCUGCUUAGGUGAUCGAGUGGUGAUGGUUUUUUCUGCUGACCUCCUUCGAUACCAUAGACAUAAGAAAAUUUUCAAAACAGCCACCAAAGUUUCAGGCUAUGAUUAGGAAAGACAAGGGAUUUCCUCCUGACCCUUUUAUUUUGAGUCCUAUCUCCUGAGGUGGUUGCCCGACAACACUCUAGAGGUAACUUAUGUCACCAUGCUGAGGAUGUUAGACAUUGCGGGAAAAAAUCGCUGAAUCAAAAUCACAUUCUUUUUACUGCCAAAUUUUGGCAAUAACUCUUUACUUGAAGUAUUUGCGUGCAUAGAUUUUUACACCUCCGACUUGAAGGUCAUUUUAGCAGAUUGUGAUAAUUGUAUGCAUCAGCAAGAUGCAUGUGGAAAAUGCAGUGCUCCCUGCUUUAUCUCUUGGUAGCUUGACAUUCGUCUUGGUGAUAUUGGAGACAUAAAGGAGCAUAAAAUUUUGGAUUUUUCAUAGACUUGUAAUCAAUAUUGUAGAGAGAGGAAAAAUGAUGAUAGUGAUUGGAGAAGACAGACCUAACAACUGAUUGCGCUUUUCUCAUAUGUGAUUAGACUUCGUUGGCUAUUGCUGAUACUUAUAUUGCUCUGCAUUUUCCUUUUUCUGUACCGCCUAUGUGUCUUGGAUUUCUUCUGUAAAUUUGGUUCGGCCAGAGGAGUUUUCAAGAUUUCCUAUGAUUUAAUUAUGUAAGACUUUGAAUUUUCUCGAAAAUGGGGACAAAUAGCGUGAAGAAACAUUCUUCGUGUGCAACAAUCUUUCAUAUCAUUAGUUGCAAUGCAUGCACAAUGUAUAGUUACUCUUCGGUGUUGUCUGGAGUUUUGCUGUUGUGUUGUAGAGGCAGCGAAAGAGAGGAGGAUAUGAUUCCAUAAUGGAAGUUAUUGUAUCAAUGCUUUGGUUCUUCAUGUGUCAUAAAAUAGAAGUUGGUUAAAGCGAGUGCUAAUUAUGUUCACUGUUUCGGAGUUGCUUUUACAUGUUUAAUUUGGUGCUUGGCCCAUGGUCACUGAUUUGAGUCUCAGCUGUUGUCCAGGAUUGUGACUUGGUUUUGGUAUUGUACUAGAUGUUGGUACUUGUAAUAUAUUGUUAUGUGCUAAGAACAACAUUGCACAGAUAAAACUGUUGGUUACUCUACUCUA
Ananas comosus (pineapple) is the source of this 6139-nucleotide messenger RNA. RefSeq lists its product as uncharacterized. Gene Ontology annotation, biological process: protein deubiquitination. NCBI's taxonomy places the organism in Eukaryota, Viridiplantae, Streptophyta, Magnoliopsida, Poales, Bromeliaceae. Gene Ontology annotation, molecular function: cysteine-type deubiquitinase activity. The record is from RefSeq and is a predicted model, not a curated record.